Messenger RNA from Bactrocera tryoni, 1160 nucleotides. RefSeq lists its product as uncharacterized. The record is from RefSeq and is a predicted model, not a curated record. The transcript is spliced from 5 exons. Lineage: Eukaryota; Metazoa; Arthropoda; Insecta; Diptera; Tephritidae. The coding region runs from base 332 to 1108 and encodes 258 amino acids.
UUAUUGUUGUUUGGCUGGCGAUAAAAAGUAUUUACUUCAAAUGUUUGUGAAUUUCCUUAAUAAUUUAUUCAUAAGCCAAAUCGUAGCUAAAUAAACAAGGUGCAAUUGGAUAAAAGUGUUAAUUUCAUAAUAUAUUUGCUAAUUUGAAUACUAUAAAAUUGUUUUAUAUUGUUUAAAAUACGCUACUAGAAAAAGUUGCUAGUACAGCUGGCGCACAAUUUAUAAUUGACACUGAAAUACGUAAAGAGAGAUAUUCCUAUCCUAUAACUUCCUAUCGCAGAUUAACUGAAUUUCAAAAUACCGGAAAGCAAAAGUUAUAUACUUAUUCGAAAUGGAUUUUCGACAUACAGAAGUUCUUAAAUUGCUCAGUAUAUAUAGACAAUAUGAAUGUCUAUGGAAUUGCUUCAGUCCAGAUUAUAAGCAACCAGAUAUGAAGAAAAGUGCAUGGAUAGAGCUGUCCAUACAUUUCGGGAAGGAAGUUGAUGAAUUAAAGAAAAAGAUGAAACAUUUACGCAAUUGUUACUCUGCAGAAAGGAAAAAGGUUGAGGCCAGUAAAAAUAAACAUGGUAUCCCAACAUACGAACCACGCUUAUAUUAUUACCAGCAGAUGGAUUUUUUAGCUCCUGUUGUAUCUUUACGGAAAUACACUGAACAGGAAAAUAACGACGACCCAUUAGGCGAAUCUAAGGGCAGUUCACCGAAACAUGAUUUAACUCUCAGCGAUAGAAAGAGGCAACGUAUGGAUUCUAGUGACACUGACAGUGAUCGUGCGUCACCUCACGCAGAGUUAGGAACAAUAAAAGUACCUCUCGAUUCAGAUGAUUCUCUUAGUAUGAUCCAAAUUGAGUCAAAACCUAUCAAAAGACGUCUACUUGUCAAUGAUGUGUUGAAAGAGCAGACCCAAAAGGUUACAAAAAGCCAGACAAGGUCAUACAAAGAGGACACAUUUUGUGCUAUGCUUUGUAGCGAACUUAAAUUGCUAAAAUCCGAAGAGACCUAUGACAAUGUGACAUCCGAAAUUUUCACUGCAGUGAAAAACGCAAAGAUUGCGGACCGUCAAAGGAAUUAUCAAUCCGAUAAUGAAAGCAAAAGUUUUAACAGAAACUAAAGCAUUACAAAGAAAGUGUAGAAUUAAAAUAAAAAAUUAUAUGACAAAGCUA